Mucor velutinosus is the source of this 558-nucleotide messenger RNA. RefSeq names its product translation termination factor GTPase eRF3 (gene SUP35). NCBI's taxonomy places the organism in Eukaryota, Fungi, Mucoromycota, Mucoromycetes, Mucorales, Mucoraceae. The record is from RefSeq and is a predicted model, not a curated record. The transcript is spliced from 2 exons. The coding region runs from base 1 to 558 and encodes 185 amino acids.
AUGGAUAUAAAUAACACGGGCUCUGAUGCCUCCUCUUAUUCGGGUCAAAUUAAGGCAAAACGCCUGGGCGUUGAUUUCGACAUGACAUUAGCCGUGAAUAUUGCUACAUCUGCUUCCAACUUGAAAUCUGAGCUGGCUCAAAAAGAAAUGAAAGGCUUUGGUACUGAUGUUGGUAUGGCCCUGGGACUCAAUACCAGUACGUUUACUACUGACCAGCCAUUUGAUUCUGCUCACUAUCGCACGAAACGCUUUGGUGCGAAUUUUGGUAUCAACUUUGGCCUCAAUACAACUGCCUCUAUUCCUAGUCAGCCUAAAAAGAGACGCUUUGGUGCUGAUUUUUGCGUCCAAUUUGGCUUCAGUACUACCACUUUCACUCCUGCCCAACUCAAAACGAGACGUAUUGGUGCUGAUUUUGGUCUCAAGCUUGGCUUUACUGUUCUCAAAAGAUACAUUACAUCAAGUGCCAAUGUCACCAGCCAUCCUACGGAUACAAACUGCUCAGAUGACACUUGGGAAAUGGUGGAACAAGACUGUAACCAUGACCCCAUUUCUAUCUAG